This is a messenger RNA of Penicillium cinerascens, 900 nucleotides long. RefSeq names its product basic helix-loop-helix domain-containing protein. Gene Ontology annotation, molecular function: protein dimerization activity; DNA-binding transcription factor activity. The coding region runs from base 1 to 900 and encodes 299 amino acids. Gene Ontology annotation, cellular component: nucleus. The transcript has 2 exons. The record is from RefSeq and is a predicted model, not a curated record. Lineage: Eukaryota; Fungi; Ascomycota; Eurotiomycetes; Eurotiales; Aspergillaceae.
AUGACUAACUUUGGAUUCCAGGACUUCAUGUCUGACCCCACCAUGAACAGCCCCGACGGAAACGCCCACAAGCGCAAGCGCGAGGGCUCUGACGACCUUGGUCACGACCCUCAGCGCAUGAACCGUUCGUCUCACGGCAGCAACGGCAGCAUGCCCGGUGACAGUCACUCCAACUUCGGGCAUUCGCUCAACUACGAACACGGCAUCCCCAACACGGGGUCCGAGUUGAACAUCGAUCAACAAAUUCUCCAGCAUGUCGGUCACCAGAAUGGCAUGUCCGAUGACAAUGCCCUCACUGCCAAUGCCAAGGCUGCACUGGCCGCUCACACCCCUCAACACAAGUACCCCCUACCCCCGGACUCCGCGUUCGAUGCGAGCAACUUGACUCAGGGCUUGAACUUCGGUGAUGACAUGGGCCAGGGGCCCAUGACCGGUGCUCACAACCACAACUCAACGGCUGCUGCCGUGUAUGCUGCCCGUGAGGCUCAGAGCAUGAACCAGAAGCCCACCGUCGGCUCGCCCGAGUGGCACCAGGUCCGCAAGAACAACCACAAAGAAGUUGAACGUCGACGCCGCGAAGCCAUAAAUGAAGGCAUCAACCAGAUCGCGCGCCUUGUGCCAAAUUGCGACAAGAAUAAGGGCGCCAUCCUACAGCGGGCCAUUGAGUACAUCUGCCAGCUCCAAGAAGAGAAGAAGCACAUCGACGAGCGGUUCGAGCAGCACAGUAUCACCACCAGCCACGCCAUCAGCGAGAUCGGUGCAUCGAACCAGAAGUUGAAGUCCGAAAUCGGUAGACGCAACCACAUUGCCCUGAAGUGGCUGCAGCGCUGCCGCGAGGCCGGCCUCGAGUUCGACGACUACGAGGAGGCAAAAGAGCUGGAGACGCUCGACAUGGAGUAA